Labeo rohita (rohu) is the source of this 2044-nucleotide messenger RNA. Its product is annotated as serine/threonine-protein kinase pim-3. The record is from RefSeq and is a predicted model, not a curated record. Gene Ontology annotation, cellular component: cytoplasm. Gene Ontology annotation, biological process: negative regulation of apoptotic process; regulation of mitotic cell cycle; protein autophosphorylation. NCBI's taxonomy places the organism in Eukaryota, Metazoa, Chordata, Actinopteri, Cypriniformes, Cyprinidae. Gene Ontology annotation, molecular function: protein serine/threonine kinase activity; ATP binding. The transcript has 11 exons. Bases 1 to 1455 code for a protein of 484 amino acids.
AUGGGACAAACCUUGACUGGUCAGCACAUGAUCCUGACUUCAACGCCACUGAACACCUUUGGGAUGAACUGUAACGGAGAUUGUCGAGAAGUCAAUAGUGACUUGACUGAAGACCCUUCACUAGAUGUACCUAACAGUGGUUAUCUUAAAACUCCAGUCCAUGUUAUACCUGACUUGAGUGCUGAUGUCUCACUGGCUAUAGUCUGUUCCACUGACGUCCCUGGAGCUGACGUCCCACAAACCACAGUCUGUGCAGCUGAUGUCCCUAGUGACGACGUCCCGCAAGCCACAGUCUGUGCAACUGACGUCCUUAAUGCUGACAUCCCGGAAGCUACAGUCUGUGCCACAUCCGAUGGCGUCCCUACAGCUUUUUUCUCAGCCACGUCCAACUGUAGUGAUGACGCCACUGCAGGUUUUUUCUCAUCCAUGUCAGACUAUAGAGUCCGUCAAGCUCCAGUCCGGGCAGCAGCAGUCUGUAGAGUCAAAGUGCCCAGAGCUACAGUCUGUGCUGUUCCCGACAGUACUGUUUACGUCCCCCAAGCUUUAAUCCGUCCUACGGCCGACUGUAGUGCUGACGUCCCGCAAGCCUCAGUCUGUCAGACACAGGACACUGUGUCAUCUCUGUUGAGCGAUCUGGAGGACAAUGAUACACUUAUUAUUGACAUCAGUGGAUGCAGUUAUGAAAUCAGCAGUCAGCUGGGUGAAGGAGGUUUUGGAACCGUUUAUGCAGCAACUCGUUUGGACGAUGGCUUUCAGGUGGCAGUAAAAAUCGCUUCCAAGAGGAACACGAAAUUCAUCAGCAUUGACGGUUAUUCCAAACCUCUUCCACUGGAGGUCGCUCUGCAAAUUCUUGCGAAUCAAGGCCCCAGGGUUCCUGAAAUCAUCCAGCUUUUGGACUGGCAGAUGGAGCGUGAUCACUACGUUAUUGUCCUAGAGCGACCCAUGCCCUGUCAGUCCUUGUACGAAUUUAUGGAGAGCUACAAGGGCUCCAUUAAAGAGGACAUGGCACGGGCUAUCAUGCGCCAGGCAACACAUGCAGCUCAGACGUGCUGCCAGCGUGGGGUGUUUCACAGAGAUAUAAAGCUGGAAAACUUGCUGAUUAACCCGGACACCCUGGAAGUCAAAUUGAUCGACUUCGGAUGCGGUGCAAUCCUUACCAGCGAGGGUUACACGUCCUUUGCUGGCACAGAUGAUUACUACCCUCCCGAGUAUCUGUUCAUCGGCAAGUACCACGGGAAACCGGCGACGGUUUGGUCACUCGGGAUAAUCUUGUUUGCAAUGCUCACCUGGAAAUUUCCAAAGAGACGAGACCUGCGCUUGAUCAAUGAUAAAAUCUGGACCAAACAUGGCUUGUCACAAGAAUGCCAUGAUUUUAUCAGCUGUUGUCUCCAGAUUGACCCAAAGCAGAGGAUUGAAUUGGAGAAACUCAGUCUCCACAACUGGUUUAAGGCAUGAAGAAAUGAGGGGAGAAAAUAAACUAUUGUUAACAACAGGAAGCUCUGUGACAGGAACCCAAUGCUGCUUCAACCCCCCACAUUUUAAUUUAAAAAAUAAAUAAAUUACAUCCAAGGACCAGCCAAGCCACCAGCUGGACAAGAUCAUUCUCCAUAAGUGGAUAAUGAAGUGGAUAAAUGUAUGCUGAUGGACAUGUUCAUAGCCUCCCCAGUCUCAGAGCCGUUAAAAUAUAUAAAUAUAAUAGCUCUGGGACUGGGUAUAUAUAUCAGCAGUGAAAUAUGUCUGCAAUUCGGAUGAAAAAUUCAUCAGUAUUGAUGGUUAUACCAAAUGCUUUCCACUGGAGGUCGCUCUGCACAUUGUUGCAAACCAAAGAUGGCUUGUCACUAGCUGUUGUCAGCAGAUCGACCUAAAGCAGUGGAUUGAGCUGAAAAAACUCAUUCUCCAUUCUUUCUCUCUCUCUUUCUCUUUCUCUCUUUCUCUCUCUUUCUUUCUGUCUGAUUGGGGACUGGGUAAGUAUGUGUAUAUAUGUGUGUGUAUAUAUAUGUAUAUAUACCCAGUCCCUAGACUAUUUAAAGGAAGUAAAAUAAAA